AACGGGAGCAAGCGCAACGUUGCUUCGACAGAGCAUAGGGAGACGCCAUCGCUGUGGUCACUCGCCAUCCUUGAUCGUUUGCCAGGAGGUCAUCGUUGUCGAUUAGACUCUACCUGGUUUGUUUCACUCGGUGCAUUCGCAGGCCGACUGCCUCCUCGAUUCAGACCUCCUCCGAAUAUCAAAGCACAUCUCUCCCACCUUGUGCCCCCAACGUUGACUCCCUCGACUGCCAUGCCCUACCUCUCCUCGCUGCGAUAGUGAUCCACUCUGGCUCUUUCACGUUCAGCUAUCUGCAACGUUCAACGCCCCCCUCCCUCUUCCACCACUUCAGAGCGGCAUACUAUGCUUGGUGAAGACACCAUCUUAAGGACUCCCAGCGGCCCCCGUACUGUCGGAUCUCUUGCGACUACCGAUGUCAUCUACGACGAUGACAAUCAAGAAGUGGAAGUAGUCGUGAGCCCUCCGCUGCAGAUGGACAGUCCGAGCCGCAUCUCAUUCUAUCCCUGGCCACAGUCUGGAGCAAGAGCAGUAGGAGCCCGACUCUUGUCGUAUACAGUAUCGCAAGAUCACGCGCUGCACCUCAUCGCCUCCAACGAUGUCAAUCCAAUGCUGACGGACAAUCCCAACGGCAAGCCACGUGUUGUCUGGACCACACGAUGUCAGCCAUAUCAAGACUUGGCACAGCAAGUCGGUCAGGAACUUAGCUCCCCCAUGGUGUCUCCCCCCUCGUCUCCCACACCCGGAGCCCCUCGUCGCAUGCCCACUCGUACGGCACGCUCACAAACAACGGUGGACCCUGCAACUUCGUCAGACCCCGAGAGCGACAGGUCCUUCCAUCCGUCUCAAGCUCUCAGCGAUCCGUCCCAAGAGCUGAGCUCUGAACCAAUGCACAAUCACCCAUUGACGCCUCAUGAGUCUUUGGAGAAAGCGCAUCGGAAAUUCAGAAGGGACCUUUGCCUCUGCCGCUCGAUUCGUAGGACCGGCUUUCUCUGCUCGACGAUGGAAGAGGCUGAGCAUGUCAAGGAAAUGCUUCGUGACCUUCGUGUGGGUCCAACCAUGGACACUAACAUCGUGCAGGCCUACGACGUUGUCAGCAUCACUGCCCAAGAGUGGCACGAGGCACAGCAUCAGACACUUCGCCCUGGAGGCUGGAUCACGAACCUCAAAAUGACAAGGUAUUCCUACCAAAUGCUGCCAGCCGGAGACGAUCGAGAUGACCAUCUUCCGGUCGAUCCCUAUUUUGUUGGCCUCUGGUUUGGGGAUGGAGGCCACAGGACUCCAACCAUUACUGUGAGUGAGCGGGAUACUCAAAUCAUUGAGAGACUACAUCGGCUAUGCAACAGGCUCAACGACAGUCGACCAGGAUGGGCAGCGCCUCUUCAGGUCAAGUUUCGAAGAAAGAAGUUUCAAGAAGACAGCAUUAUCAAGGAGAAUUUUCAGGUGUGGGAUUGCGCGAUCACGAGUACGGCUUUCAACCGCGACCGACGUUGGUGGAAUCCCAUUGUGACUGGUCUCCGUCAGUUGGGAGUGUACGCCAUGCACAAGACCACCGGCGUCCCUGACCAAUACCUAAAUGGAAGUGAGCGGACAAGGGCCUCUGUCCUGGCCGGGCUCAUCGAUUCAGAUGGAAGUUGGCAUGGGUCCGGCUACAUAUUCUCGCAGAGUGACGCUCACUUGCCCGUCGUGAACAGCUUCAGGAGCUUGGCGUUGGGGCUAGGCAUCCGAGCGCAUGAGGUUGUACACUAUAUGUCACCUGCCCCAGGGAACAAGAACAGGCUGCUGCCGCAAUGCAGGAUCACGAUAGGGGGGCCGAACAUCCACAAGUUACAACCCUUCCUGGCACUGCCAAGGAAGAAACAACCACCUCCAAGACGCCAGAAUGACUGUGAUCUGCGAACAAUCAAGGUAGAGCAGGUGGAUCAGCACAGUCCUCCUCUCCUGGGACGUGCCAUUCGCGCUCGUGCUCCCGCAGACAUCCGGGGCAUGCUGGUCAGGAGGCAGGUCAUCAGAGGUCAACUGGAGGACGGAUCGAUCGUUGUGGUCUGAUGGAAUUGUAGCUGUUCGGGUGGUCGCUGAUGGCAAUGACAAUAGUUUUCCUUGUCAGGUGCCGGCGCUGGACCUCACCGACUGCCUAUGGACGAAGGGCCGUCACUAAUGUGCGUAACGAUCAGGUCAUCAUUGCGCGUUGUUUGAUUGCUUGGAUGUACCCUGCAC
Molecule: messenger RNA, 2214 nt
Organism: Microstroma glucosiphilum
Lineage: Eukaryota; Fungi; Basidiomycota; Exobasidiomycetes; Microstromatales; Microstromataceae
Exons: 1
Coding region: 343-2046 (567 amino acids)
Molecular function (GO): endonuclease activity
Source: RefSeq, a predicted model, not a curated record